AUGGCCACUCUUCUUCUAGACAAGUCGCGUGCCCUGGGGCGGCUCAUAUCCCUGGAGAAACUCGGCGUGUCGGUCACAUUCCCCAACAACGGCGUCUUCGGGAUCUGGAUCGAUCCAGACACUAAAGACUGGGCUGAGUCCAAGCAAAAUGCUGGCAUCGCCGAGUAUGAGUUCGAGGAGCACCAUUUCAGGUGCUGGGGCGAGCACGCCAAGCACGCCAAGCACGCCUUCAACCUCGGCGACGGGACCAAGUGCGUAUCUGCGUACAUCUGCGACCACCCGUCUAAGCACAACGCGGACAAUGACCCAGUGAAGGAGGACCCAAUGAAGAAGCAAGUCGCCGACUCCAAGUUCACCAUGUCCAAGGAUCAGGUCACCGUCAGGGUGCAGGGCACGACCAAGGACGGGCAGCCUGGGACCCCCAGGUGGCCUUCGGCAACAUUAACGACGCCCUCGAGGAUUUCCAGUGCAAGGAACAGUCCUACAAGAUCGGCAGCGACUUACCCCACGACGGGCACCGUGCUCAUGAGGCACUACACGACAGGCGACGAGAACUCCACCGGACUACAGGCCUACGUCAAGUGGUCCGCCACCUGCGCCGCGGACGUCUUCUACGGAUCUUUCUGCGGCGACAGCAAGCUCAAGAACAUCGCCGACGUUGCCACUGGCAUCACCGGGGGACUGCCGUGGACUGACCUUGCAUGCCUCGCUUGUUAA
Molecule: messenger RNA, 717 nt
Organism: Colletotrichum truncatum
Lineage: Eukaryota; Fungi; Ascomycota; Sordariomycetes; Glomerellales; Glomerellaceae
Source: RefSeq, a predicted model, not a curated record